AUGUGCAUCGAUUAUCGACAGCCGAAAAAGGCAACGAUAAAGAAUAAAUAUCCUCUUCCGAGGAUCGAUGACUGGUUUGAUCAGCUACAAGGUGAUAAGUACUUCUCAAAGAUUGACUUGAGAUUAGGGUACCAUCAGGUACAAGUUUGGGAGAAAGAUAUUCUGAAGAUAGCUUUUAGAACCAGAUAUGGACAUUUUGAGUUUUUGGUGAUGUCUUUUGGAUUGAACAAUGCCCCAGUAGUGUUUAUGGACUUGAAUAAUAGAAUAUUCAGGCCUUCUCUGGACAUGUUUGUGAUUACAUUUAUUGAUGAUAUUUUGGUGUAUUCACGCCAUAUUGUAUCAGAUACGGGCAUUAUGGUUGAUACACAGAAUAUUGAGGUCGUGAAGACUUGUCCUAGACCCACAACUCCAUCACAGCAUACUUUCGAGGAGCUGAAGGACAGGUUUACAUCAGCACCAUUCCUAGUCUUGAUAGAGGGUUAUGCAGUGUACUGCGAUACUUCAAGGCUUCAACAGCAAAUUAUGGCAAAGGCACAUCAUUCCUAUUAUUCUAUUCACCCAGGUUUGACAAAGAUGUACCAUGAUAUUAAAGAGAUCUAUUGGUGGCACGAGAUGAAGAGGGACAUUGGUGAGUUUGUGGCACACUGUCCUAACUGCCAACGGGUGAAGGUUGAGCACCAGAAGCCUGCUGGGCUGGUCCAAGAGAUACCCAUUCCUGUAAGGAAGUGGGAGGCAAUUAAUAUGGAUUUUAUUACUGGUUUACCUUGA
Molecule: messenger RNA, 768 nt
Organism: Solanum stenotomum
Lineage: Eukaryota; Viridiplantae; Streptophyta; Magnoliopsida; Solanales; Solanaceae
Exons: 4
Coding region: 1-768 (255 amino acids)
Source: RefSeq, a predicted model, not a curated record